Haemorhous mexicanus (house finch) is the source of this 2331-nucleotide messenger RNA. RefSeq names its product UDP-glucuronosyltransferase 1A1-like. The transcript has 5 exons. Gene Ontology annotation, molecular function: UDP-glycosyltransferase activity. The coding region runs from base 52 to 1641 and encodes 529 amino acids. The record is from RefSeq and is a predicted model, not a curated record. Lineage: Eukaryota; Metazoa; Chordata; Aves; Passeriformes; Fringillidae.
GUGCUGCUGUGGGUUUCCUUCCCUGGAGGUCCUCAGCUGAUCCCUGCAGGAAUGGCCCCGGGGCUCAGUGCUGCUCCACCAGUUGUGCUUCUGCUCCUGUCCCUGCUGGGUCUGGCUGCUGCUGGGAAGCUCCUGGUGGUGCCAGCAGAUGGGAGCCACUGGCUUAGCAUGCAGGAGGUGGUGGACAUGCUGAGGCAGAAGGGACACGAGGUGGUCGUGGUGGCACCUGAAGUGACUUUGCACAUCAAACCAUCAAAGAACUUUGUGAUGAAAAUGUACCCGGUCCCCUUCACACAGGAAGCGUUGGACAAAGCAUUCCAGGCCUUUUUUCAUAGUUCCUUUGAAGAAGGUUGGAUUUUGAAGAGAUUACUGAAAGGGUACAAGGGUAUGAAAGCCCUCACUGACUGUUGGGUCACCAGCUGUGCGCGGCUGCUGCAGAACAAGGAGCUCAUCAGGUACCUUGAGGAGAGCAAGUUUGAUGCCAUCCUUACAGACCCUGUGGCAACUUGUGGGAUGAUCCUGGCUGAGCAUCUUUCCCUUCCUUCUGUGUAUUUCUUACGAGGAGUCCCGUGUGGGUUAGACUUAGAUGCCAGGCUGUGUCCCAAUCCUCCUUCCUAUGUGCCCAGGGUAUUUACUGACCUUACAGACCACAUGACCUUUCUGCAGCGAGUGAAGAAUCUGCUCUUUGACAUCCCAAAUGGUUUCCUCUGUGAUUUUGCCUUUGGACCCUACUCAAAACUGGCUUCAGAGUUCCUGCAGCGGGAGGUGACUGUGCAGGAUCUCUUCUGGAAGGGCUCUGUUUGGCUCCUGAGGAUGGAAUUUGUGCUAGACUAUCCAAGACCCUUGAUGCCCAACAUCAUUCCAAUUGGUGGAGUAAACUGUGCUCACAAGGAACUGCCUCAGGAAUUCGAAGCCAUGGUGAAUGCCUCUGGAGAACACGGCAUCGUUGUCUUCUCGCUGGGCUCCAUGGUGUCCGAGAUUCCCAUGAAGAAAGCCAUGGAAAUCGCGGAGGCCUUGGGAACAGUCCCUCAGACGGUCUUCUGGCGCUACACAGGCAAGGCACCCCCCAACCUGCCCAAGAACGUGAAGCUCCUCAAGUGGCUGCCUCAGAAUGACCUCCUGGCCCACCCCAAGACUCGUGCCUUCAUCACCCACGGAGGCUCCCACGGAGUUUAUGAGGGAAUCUGCAAUGCAGUGCCCAUGGUGCUGAUGCCUCUCUUUGGGGACCAGAUGGACAAUGCCAAGCGAGUGGAGUCCCGGGGAGCAGGGCUGACCCUCAACAUCCUGGAGAUGACUUCCAGUGACAUCUCCAACGCCCUGAAAGCAGUGAUCAACGACAAAAAGUACAAGGAGAACAUCCAGCGCCUCUCUGACCUGCACCUGGACAGACCCAUCCACCCUCUGGACCUGGCUGUGCACUGGGUGGAGUUUGUGAUGAGGCACAAGGGGGCCCCUCACCUGCGCCCCGCCGCCCAUGACCUCAACUGGGUGCAGUACCACUCGCUGGACGUCAUCGCCUUCCUGGCGGCCGUCACCCUCCUCUCCCUCUUCAUCUCCUUCAAGUGCUGCCUGUGCUGCUGCCGCAGGUUCUGCUGCAAGAAGGGCAGGACGGGCAAGGCCACCAAAGCCAAGUCCCACUAGCACCUGGGAACGGUGGUAGGGGACCGAGCUCCUGCUCCAGACGCAGCAGCGGGGUCAGGGAACAGCUCGAAUUUCACUGCAAUGAGUAAAACACUGUGAUUUUCAGCCAAUGAACGAUAGGGAUCCUUUGAAAUAGCAGCACGAGAAGGGCUGUUCCACUGAUCUAAUUUUGGUCUUUUAAUUAAGAGUGGGUUGUUAAAAAUGCCUUGUGCAGGAGUGCUGCAGUCACUUGGGAAGGUCUGAGUGUGAAAUCCCCGGCCCCUGGCUUCCACCUGUCAGCGUGCAGAGGACUCAGUGACUUUUUCUUUUAACCUCCACCUGCAGCAGAGAUAGGUAGGGAUUUUGGAGGACUUUAGGAGAACCAUCUGGUCAGAUUCCUGUUUGAAAUGUCUGUGUGGCUGCUGUUGUAGGGGAGGCAAAUGUUGUACGCUUGCAAUUCCUGUCAUGCAAACCAAGCUGGAUGCACAUCUUCAUGGCUUUACAAGACCCUGAACAAAACCAAGUGCUGGAAAACCACUGGUGUUUCCCCCAUCAGGCAGAUGUGCUGUAGCUGGAGUUCACCUGUUGGUGAGGAGAUCUUUGUAAGCAUUUCUUAUUAACCCCCACAGCUGAUUUGCUCUCUGUAAGUGAUGCUCAGGGAAAGACCCCAACCCCCAGCCCUAUAAAUAAACCCCAAAUACUAAAAAUAAA